UUUGUGUUGUAUAGUGAUGAAGUGUACUGUGAUGGUGUUUUGGACCCUUUUGUGGCUACUGUAUAGUCCAAUGUCAUCCCCUCUACGAACCCCGAUGGCAGGAAACCAGAUCACUUCCUUUAUUUUCAUCAGCUUUGUUUUGGGACAAGCUCAUUCAGCUGAUAAUAUCUCCUCUGAAGUGAUGCCUCAGACAGUAACACCUCUGACAGGCUCUUGUGUGCAGAUUCCUUGCACAUUCACCUUCUCAAAUUUUCACAUAAAGAUUACUGGAGAACUCAAUGUGCGGAACUGCACCACUGUCUUCUAUAACGUCACAAUGAAUCAUUCAGACCGCUAUUACUUCAGACUGGAAAUGGUGGCAGGUGUGUUCAGACCAACAUUUAACCCCAAUACAGCUAAUUCAUCUGAUUCAAGCAAGACUGUGAAGAUCAUUGUCAGAGCCUCACCCCAACCUCCUGAACUUAAACUCAAUAAGCCACAGUAUAUGAUGGAGGAAAGUACAGUCAAUCUGAGCUGUUCUGCAGAAACCCCCUGCCCCACACAACCUCCUACAAUAUCCUGGUCUAACAUCCCUGAAUCUGCUCGCAUUACAACACAGUUACAGGACAAACCUGAUAAAACCCAGUCAGUGUUUUCAUACAUGACCUUCAAAGCUUCAUACAAAGAUCACAAAAAGAACAUCAUCUGCACUGCUACAUAUCCAAGAAAUACGCCUUAUGACUCAACUGUGGAAGGCAACAUCACGCUACAAGUCCUGUUUCCUCCAAAAGAAACUCACAUCAUCAUUACUCCAUCUGUUGGCACUAAUGUGACUUUGACCUGCAAAACCAAAGCCAGUCCAUCAAAUGAGUUGAACUACACCUGGUACAAACGUGGAGAGGAGACGCCUAUAGCUUGGAGGAAGAAGAUUAAUUUAAACAGAACUCAAACAGCAUCAUACUACUGCACUGCACAAAAUAAACAUAGGAAAACACCUUUCGUCAGAAGAUGUCCAGCUCACAGAUGA
Messenger RNA from Cyprinus carpio (common carp), 1006 nucleotides. RefSeq names its product myelin-associated glycoprotein-like. The coding region runs from base 17 to 1006 and encodes 329 amino acids. The record is from RefSeq and is a predicted model, not a curated record. The transcript is spliced from 4 exons. Lineage: Eukaryota; Metazoa; Chordata; Actinopteri; Cypriniformes; Cyprinidae.